This is a messenger RNA of Coturnix japonica (Japanese quail), 10022 nucleotides long. Lineage: Eukaryota; Metazoa; Chordata; Aves; Galliformes; Phasianidae. The record is from RefSeq and is a predicted model, not a curated record.
CCGCGCCCCGCCCCGGGCCCGCCCCCCGGGCUGGGGGAGCCGCUGGGGAGCCGUUGCAGCCGCUGCUCCAGCAGCCCAUCCGCUUGCAGCCUGCAGCCGGCGCGGAGAGGGGGACCGCUCGGCGGCCGUCCCGGCCCGCUGAAAGUCACCAUGCCCUCCACCUCUGCUUCGAGCUCGGGCUCGGCCAGCCGCCCUGCGCCCGACUACUGGAUCGACGGCUCUAACAAGGACACCCUGACCCACUACUUCGAUCUGGAGUCCGAGCUGGGACGUGGGGCUACAUCCAUUGUCUACAGAUGCAGGCAGAAAGGGACCCAGAAACAAUACGCCAUCAAAAAGUUGAAGAAGACAAUAGACAAGAAAAUUGUUCGUACGGAAAUUGGAGUCCUUCUUCGCCUUUCACAUCCCAACAUUAUAAAACUGAAGGAAAUAUUUGAGACCCCUACAGAUAUCAGCCUUGUUCUAGAAUUGGUCACAGGUGGAGAACUAUUCGACAGGAUUGUGGAGAAGGGUUAUUACAGUGAACGAGAUGCUGCUGAUGCUGUUAAACAGAUCCUGGAGGCGGUUGCAUACCUGCAUGCGAAUGGGAUUGUGCAUCGUGAUUUGAAGCCAGAAAAUCUGCUCUAUGCGACACCAGCACCGGAUGCACCACUGAAAAUAGCUGAUUUUGGACUUUCCAAGAUUGUGGAAGAUCAGGUGACCAUGAAGACAGUUUGUGGAACUCCAGGGUACUGCGCUCCGGAGAUACUGCGAGGAUGUGCCUAUGGGCCUGAAGUGGACAUGUGGUCUCUAGGGAUCAUCACCUACAUUCUACAGAGAUCACCAGAAGGAAUAGGUGCAAGAAGGUUUUCACUGGCAUAUAGAAGACUCUGUGGCUUUGAACCAUUUUAUGAUGAAAGGGGAGAUCAGUACAUAUAUAAGAGAACCCUGAACUGUGAAUAUGACUUUGUCUCUCCUUGGUGGGAUGAUGUAUCUCUGAAUGCCAAGGAUUUAGUUAAAAAGUUAAUUGUUUUAGAUCCCAAAAAACGCCUCACUACUCUGCAGGCUUUGCAGCAUCCAUGGGUCACAGGAAAAGCAGCCAAUUUUGCACACAUGGACAACGCACAAAAGAAGCUUCAAGAAUUCAAUGCCCGGCGUAAACUUAAGGCUGCAGUAAAAGCUGUUGUGGCAUCAACUCGUCUUGGCAGUGCCAGCACUCACAGCACUCAUGACAGCAACAAGCCCAGCUGUAGUGCAUCUCCUGUCCGUGACAACAAGCCCGAAGAGAAAUCCACUCAGGAAGCAGAAUCAGCUCCAGAAGAAAUGUCUUAGGUCAAUGCGAUCCCUUGCUACAGCUGAGAUCUGUCAUUUCAUACACCAGCUAACUUGUCAUUCAGCAGGACAGAUUCGUAAGCUUGGCCUCUCUGGUUCUGCUUUAGGGUGCCAAAUGCACUGCUGGUGAUUCUACCUUCAAUGCAUGUGACUACUUAUGAAAAUAAUAAACUGUUCCAUAAGGCAUGUCAAGGAAACCGUGUUAUUUGCAGUAAUGCUGGCAGGCAAAAAUAUGGGGAUGAAUAACUACCUACCAUGAUGCAUAUAUAUUUCAUAUACAUCUAUACAGUGUUUCUAGAUGUUGUUUGAAACAAAUGCUAUUUAAUUCAGUUUAUGGAAGUAAGUGUCUUCUGUAUGUCAUGAUUUUCUUUGAACUGCUUCCUUCCAUGUUCAUAACCCUGUAGUAGACAAAAUUGAAGGAAAUACAAAACCAGUGCUUUUAAAAAUAUUGUAUGAAAUAAUGCUUUUUAACUGUAAAAUUUAAAAAGUAUUUGGGGAUUUAUAUGCAAGAAACAUUCCACUAUUUCUGGGAAGAAACUGAAAUAUUAGUUCCACUGGGCAUGAAAAUGUAUGUUCCUCAAGCUUCUGUUGAGAACGCCUUACUCUGAAAUUUCUUGUUUAUAUACAACACUUUAAUGACAACCAAACUUAUUCAGCUUCCUGCUAUUUUGUUCUCUAGUAAAGCGUUAGCCAAAAAAAUGACAGAGAAAUGGGGGAGUAGAGUAGAUGCAAAUUUUUGGAAUACUGUUGCAUUUAUUUGUGACUUUCUAAACUGUGCAGCUAGGAAACAUUUUUUAUAGGGCCUUUGAGAAUAAUCUGCAAUUAUACAAGUUUUAAAUGCUUGAAGGAAGCUGUUCCGCAGUGUAGUGAUUUUGCUCUGGGGAACCACUCUGGGAGACAGUUAGUGUAAUCUUCCUGCUUCCUAGGUAAUUUAAAAUCACAAGUAACCAGUUUCCACUUGUCAGUGCAAUUAGUCCAAAUUUUCCUGUGAAAGGACCUCUCAUGCAAAGUGUUCCACAAGCACAGAUCGUUCAUCCGCCAAGAGCUCCUGUGUCUGAAGCUACAAGCUGUGUGCAUGCAGUAGCUUUCAAAAUUAGUAUCAGUCUCUUCAGCUGUCUUGAUCUUUGAAUGUGAUCAGUAGGAACUGAGAAAUUACCAGGCAUCAGUAUUUAUGACUGUUUACAUUCCUUUUAUAUCACUUUGAUAGCAUGGGGAUUUCAUGUUACUGCUAUAUUACAGAAGUGGCAAAAAGAACCUGAUGUACAAUGCUGUCAUUUGUGUUCAUUAAACUUUCUGAUGCUGAUAGUGACCCACAUCCCUUAUACACUCAGGACCCCUCUUUUGCUGUUUUUAUUUUGAUGUAGGCCGUGCACAAUUUGCCUUCAUUCAGGCUACAUUCAGUAGCUACAUUUCCUGAAGUAGUUAAAAUGAAAGGUGAUAGGACAUUACUCAUGGCAGAAGUGCUGCAUAAAAAGUAAUCUGGAUUACUAUUAGAAGGAAUACUUUGCUUGUUCAGCAAAAUGAAUGCUAAUGAACAUAUUGUUCUGGAAAUGAUUUACCCAUUUCUUAAACCCAUCGAGUUUGUGCUAAGUAUGGUUGAAAUUUGAAGUACAUGUGUCUGCCUCUUCUGGGUGAUACACUUUGAGGUGAUUUGGUAAUGUCUGCUGGAGGAGCAGGUGGGGCAAGUGGCUGAUAGAGGAGAGUAGAAGGUUCUGCCUGAGUUUGUUGUUUUGACUGUGAGCAGGCCAGCAAGACCCACUCACAGAUUCUCCCUUGGAAGAAAAUCCUUCAGAGAUAACCACUUUGAAGAAGGGGAUAGGUACAUCCACUUGGCUUGCCUUCUAGUAUCUUCUACAAAGGGGCAUGAGAACUAAUGCAUUUCUCAGCCAAAGGUUUCCCUCUCUCACAGCAACUGAAGCAUCCAAGUUCAUUGAGAUUUUGGCAACAUUUCCUCCUCCAGUGGUGAUAUUUGCUUCUGAUCUGAGGAAGUGGAACCAGUGACACAGUCGCUGCACAUAUGUGAGUGCUUGAGCAGAAAUAUAGUCUCCUGAAACACAGUGUGUCUGAGGUGAAAAGUAAUAUAGUCUUAGCUGAGUCUUAAGUCUGCUUGUUGUUAAAUUAUAACGUAGCAUGUCACAAAUAGGAACCGACACCAUGCAGCUAGAGUCUGCUCCAUGACAGUGUGAUCUCAGAUGCAGCUCAGACUUGUGCAUAAAGGCUCUGAGGCUUAAAAUGUUUUUGCUUGGUUGACUUUCAUUAUCUUCAGUGUAAAACAAUCAGAGUGUCUGUGCUGGAGGGAUUAACCAUAUGUGGCUCAGUAAAAUAUUAUGCCUUGUUUGUCAGUACUGUGCAGAAGGAACAGCAGCAUGAGGGUGUAUGCACUUACAUGAGGGGAGGAACAUUAUGUGCAUUGUUUUUGUCUAGAAAAUCACACCCCAUAAUUCAGGCUUGGGAGUGGAGAGCAACAUUUGUGUGUUACGGUGGAUAAAAAACAGGAACACACCCAGAAGAGACUGGAGGCAGGCCAGUUCCUCAUUUGUAGUUACAACUAGGUGGAAAAUUACUGAUGUUCACUGUUGAAACCCUAAGAUUUAGUCUUUUUAAACAUUCAGCAUAUCAACAGAGUUCUUCUGGUACAAAAGGGGGAAACUUGCCAUCUUUCUAAAGCAUUUGGACUUAACAAAACUUUUCCUCUAGAUGUGAAUUCUAUUAGCCAAUUAAAAGCUAAAGUUUGAAAUCUAGACUGUGAAUCCAACCUCUAUUAAACAGAUGGUUAUUUCAUGUCUUUAUACAGCAAGAAAGUUUUUUACAAGUUUGGAAAAAUCCACUCUGAAAUAGUAACAGAUUUUGUAUCAUUUUGAACACUUUGUUUGUGAUUUUGCUGAUGGCAGAUUGCACUGCAUCAGCCCAGUGCUGCCUUCUUAGCUGGCAUUCGUCCAUGGCUUUUUGCAAGCAUGCUGUAAGAUGCAGGCUUAACACAGUCAAACUUCUUAAUGCAGAAGACCCUAAGAGCAGAAGUCUGAUAUAACAUACUUCAGUCUCUGAUGGUGAGCUGGUUGUUGGGAGAUCAACAAACACUGCUGAGUAUCUCCUUUGCAAGGAUUUGUGUCUUGGUGGACAGAGUGAAAUGCUGUAGAAGGCUGUAUGAUGCUAGUAUGGAAUAAAUGCAGGAACCAAAAAGGUUUUGGAAGGGUGUCAGGCUGCAGAGAGCAGUCCCAGGCUGGAGGGGUCUGCAGCUCAGCUGUUGUUGAGUGCGGGUCACUCUCCUGCUGUUUUGCUGCACAAAAGCAUCCAUCAGGAAACAAGGACACCAGCACAAUUAGUUUCUACAGGAAGGGGAAUGAAUGUGGUCAGAGUUGUCAGUGCCAGCUCAGCAGGCAGGUAGCACUAAGCAGCAAACAUAGAAGGGCUCUGGAUAAUAAGCACCAAUUUCCAAAUGUGUGGCAGCUAUUUCUCAGCUUCCAUAUAUGUCCAUAUCAUGCUAUCAGCAAAACUCACACUAUGCAUUUUUAUUUUUCUAAGACAAGUGCGUGGAAGUAUGGGGUUCAGGUCUCUGCAGAUCUUUAUGUAGUGCCCCACAUAUUGCCUGCUUCCAGUCUGACAGGCAUGGACAAGUCUCAGCAUAGUACUCCAGCUCCUGGUUUGUUCAGGGGUUGUGUGUUUCUCUUGGUAAAUAACUCAUUUCUCUGUGGUUGACUUGUAGCUGCUGAGGCUAUUGUCAUAUAGCUUAUAUAAGUACAGUAUUCAAGUAACAAAAGUAUCUGCAUCAGGCAGAGUGAACAGUGGCAGCUAGAGCAGAGGCAAUCAUACAAGCAAAGGUAACCCAAGAGGCAGCCCUGAACUUCCUUAAAGCUACUUCACAGUGCAGUAAUAGCUCAGAAAAUGUCCUUCCCACCCUUUCAGAAUAAUUCUACUUAGAACAUACAACCACAGUGGGAAAAGGUAAUUCUGCUUUUGUAUAAAUAAAUUUGGUUUCCCUAAUAAGCCCCUGCAUAAUACAGCAUUGUAUAAAACAAAAAUCAUCAGCUGUGUUGGAACAAAAGAAAAAUGUGAUAAGAAACCUAGAGGAGAGAAACGGGAAUAAAAUAAUCACCUAGUCUAGAAUUUAAGGAUGUUGAUUUCAGGACUUGUAUGAAUUUGUAUGGAUGAGACUGUAGAUUUUCCACACAACAAAAAUUUUUGCUUUAUGUCUGGGAUUUAAAAUUUUGGGCAGAGUAAUUCAGUGAAUACUGCUGGAGGGUCAGUAUAACCACAAGCUCUUGCACUGUGAAUCUUCUAGCAUAGGAAUGUGACAACAUGCGCAUAUAUGAUUAAAAAUAUAGUAAAGGCAAUGAAAAGAAAAAAAACUACAUUGUAUGCUCUGAAUUCCCACCAGCCUGGAACACAAAACAAAAGCACUUUAUUGGAAGGCAUAUUGUGGAGGUAGGCAUAGUCCAGAAGCAGGAACUAUAAAAUAGAGUGCCCCAGUUCUGAACUUACCAAUAAAAUUAACUUUAUAGAUAUAUAUAUAGAAGUCUACAAGCACAUUUAAAUUUAUUGAAAGAUAGAGAGGUAGAGUCUGAGAGUCUCCAACAGCCACAGCAGCUGCAAUAAUUUUUUGAGCUGUCUUCUGUCAUUUGCCAGCAUUACUCAGCUGGAACUGAAACCUUAGUGUUUGACAUUCCUAUACACAUAGAUCACAUCUGGAUGAAAUUCAGUGUCAGGGGCAUGGAGGUAUGAAAGAUUAAUGAAUACGGUGGAAAAGUUUUCCCCAGUUCUGACUCCUUCCUACCAAGACACAGCUGGAAAAGAGCACUGCUUUGCCCUCUUCCCUUUGUGUGCUGUGGACAUGGCUGGAGCAGGCUGACAACAUCAGCACAGCACUGUGAGGUGGUGAGAGCUGCCAUAGAGUGUAUGAGUAGGAGAUGAGUCCAGCCCUCUAUCUUGUUGAUGUUUGUUGGCCAAGGAGCUUUAAGCAUUACGUGUUUGCUCCUAUUAAAUGCUGUAGAGGCUCUCCCAUAAUGGAAAGUUGCAGCCACAUUUUUUUGUUGUUGUUGUUUGUUUGCCUGAGAUACUGCAGCACUGCAGAAUUAUAUGAUAGUACACAGAGAGUGAAACUGUACAUUUCCACGUGGAGCUCCAAGAACAGCUGCCAGCACACACUCAAGGCUAGAGACCUGCUUUUCUCCUGCCUUAUGUCUCAUCCUGUGUCCUGGCUGCAGCCCAGGAAGGGCUGCCAUUUGCUAGAUGGAAGAAGCCACCCCACAUCUGGCAGGCUCCAUGUGCUCUGACAGACCUGUAUCACCUUGGGGCAUUGAGGAGCUCACGCCUCCUCCUUAGACUGAUUUUGCUCCAAAAGUCUGUGUAGUGCUCAAGUAUAAACAUAUUGCCUGUAGGAGUGUGCUUGGCUGAUCUCUUAUCACUAGUUAGUGUCCAGGUGGGUGAGGGUGGGGUAUCUCCUUUCCUCCCCAUUUCCUAGAAUCAUGCAGUUUUCUGGCACCUAAUUUCCUUUCUCAAGAGCAUAUAGCUGGGUGAAAGAAGUAGCACAAAGCUGUGCAACAAAUGUUGGAACUAGAAGAUAAUUCUGCACCUUGUGUUAGUUUUACACAGAAAAGGAAGGCACCUGGGCUGACUCAAGUUCUUGGGCUGUGGCAGAGCAGGGCAUGAGAGGCUCAGAGUGUGGUGAGGUGAGGUGAGAAGAGUACCAUGCAGGUUCUGCUCCUCAGCACCAGGGGCUGCUAAGUCAGCUGUGUCUUCUUUCUGUGAAGAUGUGAGUUUAGUCACCAUAAAGAAACACUGGGCUCAGGAACCUUGAAAGAUGUCGUGUGUGCUACAUAUGACUAAAGAUCUUAAUACCAGCUGAUAAUAAUUGUACUCUUAUUUUUGCAGCAUUGCCACUUAGAGUAUUGGCAGAAGAUGCAGAAAAGUCUGUUCAUAAUAUUUCGUCCCUAUUAUUGGCUGGAGCUGUGAACAAAUAUCUGCUUUAUAAUACAACACUGCAGAAUCAAUCAUUGCACCUACAUAGCUACACAUAGGGAAAGAAAAUUAGAAAGAUGACUGUAGUCCUUAUCCCUUUGCUGAGCAGGACUGAGAUGAAGCUCUUAAAUGAAAUUAGUGUGUAUUAGGCUCCAGGUAGUUACUCUGGUAAUGCAAAAGGCAAGGCGAACCCUUAGGAGUGGUUUAUAGCUAUGAAUGGCAUGUGAUCUCCGGAGACAACAUUCUCCAGUAGCCGCUGAGCCAUAUUCAUUUGCCUCAGAAUCAUGCUUAGAGUAUUACUUUAUCACUCCAGCCCUUGGUAUUAUCUCUCCCUUGGACUUUAGAGCUAAUGCUGCUGAUAAUAAAGCUUCUGUGUUAAUCUAAGAAAUGUAAAUUGGUUGUGCACAAAGCCUGCCACACCUCUCUGACACAGCAGCCCCUAGGAAUGCUGUUUUCAUUCUCUUUCAAAGCAAUAGCACCAAGCACAUUGGCUGUGACAAGGCCACGCAGUUAUAAUCCUACACAGGAAUUCUGUUUCUUCCUCCUGGGCAGGACAGAGGAGAUCUAGAUUUUGCAAAUGUCCAGUGAUCAACUUUCCAGUUUCAUCCACAUUUAGCUAGCAAAACUGGGUAUAUAAAGAGUGAAGUGCAGAAGUCUAUGGUUGUCUAUCUGAGACAUCGCUGUUAAGAUCUGUCUUCUGUUUGCUGUUAACUAUAAUGAAUUAAAUAAAUUGGCCUCAUCACAGAAGUAAAGGCAAUCAUGGGAUGAUGUCUUAGCAGAUUAAUACAGAGUGUAUAAACCUCACAACCAUCCAAAUAUAAUCUCAAAGAAGUUGUAUGGUAAUGCAAGAAAUUUAAGUCCCAUACCUGCUGGAACCAAAGCAUCUAGGAAAAACAAAAACCAAAAUUCUUAAUUUUGUUGCUUACAAAUCCUAACUUAACAUAAACCAGUGCAACCACUGCAGUUCCCUAAGCACUGCCAAACGAUAAAGUCCUGCAGCAGGAAAAGGAGGAUUUUUCUACAGUGCACAUCAAAUAGAGCUCUAGAGCUCCUCCUCAGCUUUCUCUGCACAACAAAAUGGGGUGAAGUGUCUCUAAGUCCUUUUUUCAGGGUCUCAGGUUCCCUUGUUUCUGUCAAUCAAUCGUGCUUAUGAAAUAUGAGCAAGUAAAUCAUUUAGGUGGAAGAUACUCACAACUGACCUCACUGUUCAUUUAUUAGAAACCAAAACUGUUCUGUUUAUAUUAUUAAUGCAUCUCCCAGACAUUGCCUUGGCUUGCUAUGGAUGUGUCUUCCUCAGAGCUGUGUUGUUUCUCCAGAAGCUGGCAGUAGUUUUUAAUGUAACUCUGUUGAGAAACAUUCAUGAAACUAAGCAGAGUGGACAAUAUGCAUAUGGAUAUUUAGAAAACAUAUAUCUCUGUAGUGCUGUCCUCCCAAGAACUGGCCUGGGUAACAGCAGGACCUGGGGAACAGCAGGGCCCAGGGAACCCAAAGAGCAUGGCAGGAUGUCCUAGUUGGGCACUGCCACCAUACUGCCCUCACUGCAGAGAUGGGCACCUUGAUCGCUGUGCUCAGAUCUUCACCAGCCUGGCUGCAAGAGGAUAGUGACUGCAAACCAUAAGAGCUCUUAUGAGAGUAAUUUCAAACAAGAGCUUGCUGCUGUGAGCAAAUCCCAGCUUGGUGCCAUUACACAUAACAGGAACCAUUUGGUUAUUCACAACACAUGCUCCUCAUGAGAAGUCAUACUAGUGCUCCUGAUUAAGGAGCAGAAAUUUUUUUUAAUGUUCCAAAGGGGACUUUUGGGGACUUUCUUCUCCCUCUCUCUCUCUCUCUCUCUCUCUUUCACUAUUUUCUUUUGACAGAAGAAAGAGUGUUAAGAGACCUAUGCCAGUGAGCAAGUGAACUCCAAAGUGAUUAGGAGAAAGAUGGGAAUGGAAAGGCAUGACUAGAGUUCUUAGGACUAAGAUAAAUAGAACAGUCUUUAAGAAUAGGAAGAGUGAUUGAGUCAGCCUAGGCAUAGGAGCAGGAGGAAGAAAGAUACUUCCUUACUGGGGAGAAGAAAUGCAUCUGUUCCACACAUCUGUGCUGGGAUGUCCUUGCAAGCUUAGGAGGCUCUGAACAGAGUGCAGCUGUCUGCUACAGAGCCCUGCAAAGGAGCUCUUAGCCAAGUCACUCACCAGCUUAAGCUGUUCUUUUCCUGAGGGGAUUCAGUUUGUGAAGGUCUAGUGCCUUCCUUGGCCUUGAUUGGCUCCUGGUGGCUCCUGUCCCUGAAGCUUGGUGUGGAAAGCUUUGAGCUCAUGCUAAUUCAUGCAAUGGUAGGGGAUGUGCUGCUAAGACAAACUGACUAACUAUGUUACUGACUUGGUACUGACUUUUUCAAAUUAUCUCCAUGUCCUGUGUACCUGACUCCUGCUUUUACUACUUUAUGUCUAAGAACACCUGUACUAUCAAUACUGAUUGCUUGUACUAGUAAAGGCAUAAGUGACUUAACAGAAAUUCAUGGACUGCUUGUUUGAUGGUGCACAUUUACUUCACACUAAGCCUGUUUGUGUAGUAACUUUCUGAUACUCUGUAAAUGAACCAGAGAGAACCUGGAAAAUUUUGUUGUAUAAGCGUGUUGUAUUUGGGACCAAUAUACCUGCUUAUGUGCUUGUAUGAAAAUGCCAAUAUGACACAAGAAUGUGCUUGUAUGAUGGGAAGUCUGUUCUUAAUAAGUGACUUGCAUGACUGAUCUGGUGCUAAAUAAACCAGUUCAUCUA